This is a messenger RNA of Theobroma umbraticum, 1245 nucleotides long. RefSeq names its product NAD(P)-binding Rossmann-fold superfamily protein. The record is from RefSeq and is a predicted model, not a curated record. NCBI's taxonomy places the organism in Eukaryota, Viridiplantae, Streptophyta, Magnoliopsida, Malvales, Malvaceae. Gene Ontology annotation, molecular function: nucleotide binding.
CCGAAUGAAUAUCAAGCUCGACAGCCUUCCAACCCAACAGAGCAACAAAUCAUAAAAAUGGGUGAAAAACCUGAAACUCCAAUUCGUUUUGGCAUCAUCGGUUGUGCAAACAUAGCAAGAAAAGUUGCCAGAGCCAUUAACUUAGCCCCCUGUUCGGUCCUGUACGCCAUUGGCAGCCGUUCCAUAGAAAAGGCCAAGCAAUUUGCGAGUGACAACGGCGUGCGUGAGAGCGUCAAGAUUUACGGGAGCUACGAUCAAGUGCUCGAUGAUCCAUUUGUGGAUGCUGUGUACAUGCCACUGCCGACUAGUCUGCACCUUCAUUGGGCGGUGAUGGCUGCCAGAAGGAAGAAGCAUGUGCUGAUAGAGAAACCAACGGCGCUCGAUGUGACUGAGUUGGAGCAGAUACUUGAAGCUUGUGAAUCCAAUGGUGUGCAGUUCAUGGAUGGGUCCAUGUGGUUGCACCAUCCUAGGACUGUUAAAAUGAAGGAGACGCUCUUUGAUUCUAAGCUUUUAGGAGAUGUCAAUUACAUCUACAGCACAUCAACAACUUCAGUAUCCCCUGAAUUCCUUGAGAAUGACAUUAGAGUAAAAGCAGACAUGGAUGCCCUCGGUGCCCUUGGUGACAUUGGCUGGUACUGUCUUGGAGCUAUCCUGUGGGCCAAAAAUUACCAGCUACCAACUUUAGUCACGGCUCUACCAGACGUCUCCAAAAACUCGAAUGGAGUCAUCCUCUCCUGCUCUGCCUCCAUUCAAUAUGGGGAACCAGCGGAAACUGUUGGGAUUAUUCACUGCUCAUUCUUCUCCAGUACAUCCAUGGACUUGACCAUAACUGGUUCUGGCGGAUCCUUGAAUCUCCGGGACUUCAUAAUCCCGUAUCAGGAGAGCUCCGCUUCAUUCGAGUUCACUGUGGGAGCGAAGCUCGCGCAACUUCAUAUCGGGUGGAACGUGAAGCCACAGAAAGUAGUUGUGGAUUCUGAGCUACCGCAGGAGGCUUUGAUGGUUCAGGAGUUUGCAGGGCUUGUUCAUGAUAUUAGAACAUCUGCCUCCCACCCUGAUCCUAAAUGGCCUGACAUUAGCAGAAAGACUCAGAUGCUACUGGAUGCAGUGAAGAAAUCUGUUGAUUUUGGUUGUAAGCCUGUUUAUUUUUGAGGGUUCUGAGCUUGUUGUAUUGAGUAUUUGUACCACACCAACAAAGAGGUGUGAGUUCUGUGCACUUGAACAUGGAAUAUGAGCUAAGAUUAGCAA